This is a messenger RNA of Puccinia graminis f. sp. tritici CRL 75-36-700-3, 2127 nucleotides long. RefSeq lists its product as uncharacterized. The record is from RefSeq and is a predicted model, not a curated record. The coding region runs from base 1 to 2127 and encodes 708 amino acids. The transcript is spliced from 4 exons. NCBI's taxonomy places the organism in Eukaryota, Fungi, Basidiomycota, Pucciniomycetes, Pucciniales, Pucciniaceae.
AUGUCAGUUGAUCGAGCUCAAAAGCAAUGGCUUUCCUUGUGCGCGAUAGCAUGGCUAUCAAGAUUAACUUCUGCAACAGGUCCAAUAGAACUGAGGCCGGACUGGUGGGAGGAAGAGCCGUUCUUGGCCCAUCAUCACACUCCGACUUCACAUCAUGAUGGCUUUGAUUCAUUAUUGACGCCAAGUUAUCUGAAUAACGGACGGAAGUUUUCGCCGUAUCCAGAACCUCUUCUUCAGUCGCCCUUGGAGCCGAGGCCUGUGGUUGAACCUUCGCCUUGGAACACUCCCUCGACCCAUUUCCAAGAUCCACUGGUCGGUCAUCACGAACCGCCUUGGAGCGCAGGACCGUCUCUCCCUGCUUCUACAAGCAACGCUCACGAAUUCGCUUGUCAUGAUCCUUUCAGCUAUGACGUGCUAGCUUUGAACAACCCAUUCUUCCUUCCCAAUAGUGAAGCAAUUCAGCGUCAUCCUGAGAGUCAGUCUGCCGAUUCAAUUCCAGCACUCCCCGUUGUGCCGCACAGAAGCUUGCAGGCUGGAGAUGUUCCUACGUCGCAUAGUGAUUGGGACCAAAGAACUGUUUCCCACCAAAGUUUAGACCAAGGCUUGUUGCCGCUUGGAAAUUUGCACGACGAUGUCCAUCAUGAAACAGUCAACUUCCACCCCCCUCAAGAUAUUCAUUCAGACUUGGAGCAGCCCUUGAGCGUCAUGGAUGAGGAGCAACCUCCGGCCAAGAUGCGAAAAACGUCCGCAAAGAAACCGACUCGGGAACAAGCCCUGGAAUCCGAACCACUUCCGAGCAGUAUGUUGAAGGGGAGACAAUUAGUAGAUCCUUUGCUAGUCGUCCACUACACAAAGUUCAAGAACCAAUGGAAUUCGGCGGAUUUCAAAUUGACGAGCCAUCAGCUUGUACCCCCACCUCUCCACCCUGAUGUACCUCUUGCGAUCAUCAGACAUGUGGAUAAGUUCCAACAGGAAUGGGGACUCGUACGCGUCCUAAACGCGUACUCUCGAAGCCUCCGAACCCAUCGCAAUAUCGAGCCAGCUUACAAGACCUUGAUUGCAUGGAUGAAGGACCAGUACAUAGCGAUUAUGAAUGGUUUAGAGAUCCCACAAGCCAACCAUAAUACUGAAAUAACCAGUCUAUUAUCCUGGCUCGACAAUCAAAUCUUUGCACCCGAAAACAGCGUGCCACUCGUGGGCAUCAUCCGGCCCCCAUGGCCUUUUGCGGAGGAGAAUGGAUCGCUUACUGCAGUCGGAGAGGUUCCGUUGCAAAUAUUGUACUACUUAUCCGGAUCCCGUAAGGCUAAAAAGCCAUCAGAUUUGGCAAGCUACUUGCUCCAACGCUAUCUUGUUACUCUUGGAGUUGAUCCUGAAGCUGUCACCAACUUGCCUGGAAAGUCCGUCAAAUUGAAACCGGUCGAAUUACCCAUGGACCCAUACUUUCAGGAGAGAUAUGAAUUUCUCUGGGGACUCUCUAGUAGACGACGGUUGAUACAAGGAGAACUGCCGGAUCUAGUACGAAGCAAGCACCCAGACUUCGAUCUGAUCAACUUGACCAAUCUCAAUUUCCAGCAGCUCUUCCGGGAGAGCUUUGGCAACUUUCAUCUGACGAUGCUCAGAGAAUCUCACUCAGAACUGCCGGUAGUUCUAUACUACUCAAAGCAAGAGCCCAACUCUGGAGUCCUAAGAAUCUUGCAAUUAUCCGACCAAUCCUACGUGAAUGCUCGACAGUACGAGCGAUACUUCAACUGUUUGAGCAAGGCGAUCCAGUAUCUCCACCAACAGCUUUCGAAGAAGCUUGGGCUCUCGCGAGAUCUCCAUCACCGCCGAUUGAUGACCAUCCUGACCUGGCUGACCUUAGAAACACUCGGCCCAACCGAAGGCAUCCCAAUCCUCGGCGCAAUCUCAGAUGCUACCAUCGCGUCCCAUUGGGGGAAAGGUCAGGUGACUCCCGAACUCCUGUUCCGCCCUGCUCAGUUGGCCAUGAUCAAAUACUUUUCGACGGUCCAGCCUAAAGUAGCAUAUGUCGAAGAGGCUCAUCGCACUGCAGCUUAUGUGGUGGGACGUUGGUAUCAGAGAGUUCGUCCAAUGGAUUUCGAGAAUCUUGUAAACUUGAAGGGGAAGUGA